AGGUGUAAGUCCUCACCACCACUUGCCCCAAACUCUCGCUACGUUCUCUCUAAAGUCUUAAAGUUUUCCACUCAAAAUUCAAAAUGUUGAGCAAGAACAGGGUUUCCAUGGCGGUUCUGCUAUUCUUGGUUGCGUUCCUUGUGAUGGCCCAGGGCACAAUGCCAGAAAGUUGUGCUUUUACUGCCAUGCCAUUCAGAUAUAAUUAUUAUGAGGAACAAUGCGAAAGGGAUGUGGGGGAAAUGGUAUGGUCUACGAUGCACAGAAUAGUGGCGAUGCAACACAAUGCACCAGCACAACUCUUGCGCCUGCUCUUCCAUGAUUGUUUCAUUGGGGGUUGCGAUGCAUCUGUUCUGCUUGCUAACAGUAGUAAGAAUGGGACUGUUGAACGCGAGGCGAUCCCUAAUAGGACACUUAAAGGGUUCAGUUUCAUCGACAUGAUAAAGGAUGAAAUUGAGGAGGCAUGCCCUGGGGUGGUCUCUUGUUCUGAUAUCCUUGUCCUUGCAACGAGAGUGGCAUCGUUCUGUUUCCUCAUAUUAAUUUCGUUAAAUGAUCUUGUUGUGCUUGUGCAUAUCCAGAUGUUCCUAGUGCAUAACAGAUAUUUCUGA
Messenger RNA from Nicotiana attenuata, 605 nucleotides. Its product is annotated as peroxidase 2-like. Gene Ontology annotation, molecular function: heme binding; peroxidase activity. Bases 84 to 605 code for a protein of 173 amino acids. Gene Ontology annotation, biological process: response to oxidative stress. Gene Ontology annotation, cellular component: plasmodesma; plant-type cell wall. NCBI's taxonomy places the organism in Eukaryota, Viridiplantae, Streptophyta, Magnoliopsida, Solanales, Solanaceae. The record is from RefSeq and is a predicted model, not a curated record. The transcript is spliced from 3 exons.